UCACAGAGACCAGGUUCACAGGGUACAGAUGGAGACUUGCCAUGGCAGCGGCCGGAGCUGCCAAAGGAUCGGUGCCGGCUCAGGGCGAUGCCCGUGCAGCCAACAGAGGAAGCAGAGAUCCGGCUUUCGAAGGAUACAUGAGGCAGCUCAAGCAGCGCCAGCGGCUUGCGGAUAAGGCUCAGGUGGCAUUUGGAGAGGGCGAUUUCUGGGCCCGCGUAGAUGCCAACAUCGGUGCGCAGAAAAGGAAAUCGGCCCCGGCUGGAAGCACGGCCCCGCCCAAGGCCUGCAAAAGGCCACAGGCGACGGCUGCACCUCCACCCGCAAAAGCUGGGGGGCCUAUGGUCUGGGGCCCGCGUGAGGUCGGGAAGGCGAAGCGCGCUUCUCAGAAGUCUCAGGGCUCUUGGCAUGGCUUGGGGGAAGAGCUGGACAAGGCGCAGAAGCUUAACAAGCUCGUGCAAACCACUUCGAGUGCCAAAGGCGCACAUGAAGGACCUUGUGCAGAUUGCGUCACAGCUCCGCGCCCCAAAGAGGUGAAGCCUCUGGAAGAGCCUGAAGCGGCUCCGGAAAGGCCAGCGCGAAGCCUGCCGGCGAGGCCGGAGGUUGACCCAAGAUCCGAAGCUGUGGAAGCCACGGUGCGGGAAUUGGAGAAGCUGGCUGUCCUGCUGGAGGAGCAGCAGGUGCAGGAGGUUGAGGACACUCAAAUUGACGAAGAGGAGGAGUCCGAAGAGGACGAAGACGAGACCUUCAGUGAAGAAUACUGCUCGCCCUCAGGGGGCCCGCUCUUCCCUGAGACGGAGACGUCAAGCCAGUCAGGAGCGUCAAAAAGCCAGAUCGGGAUCGGCGCUUCCGCCGCACAGCGACUCUGGAUUUGGACAACAUACCGCUUCUGAGUUGACGCGUUCACCUGCUGCAAAGCGCGGAGGGCUGAUCAAUUCUUUGGCAGUGCCGCCG
Molecule: messenger RNA, 951 nt
Organism: Effrenium voratum
Lineage: Eukaryota; Dinophyceae; Suessiales; Symbiodiniaceae
Source: the annotation of a GenBank genome assembly